CGCCACGUCCAGCUCCACCUCGACCGAGUCAAGGCCCUACUGGGCCAUUGAGAGCAGCACCUGCACCUCCAACGCCUUCACCAACUCCAGAUCCAUUUGCGAAUGCAAAUUCAGAUCCAUUUAGCGCUCAACAAACAAUCGAUAACAAUAAUAGUUUUACAUCUUCCGGUUUCGCCGACUUUACCAAUUUUGAUUCUAAGCCAGAACCGACGGCUAAUCAAUCGACUCCACCAAGAGCAACGAGUAAAAUCCACGUAACAAUGGCGCAACCAAAGCUGUCGGACUUUACGGAGGAUCCUUUUCGAGACUACCGUUAUGAAGACCCUUUCAAUAUAACGGACCCAUUCGCCGAUGAGAUGACAGAGGACUUGAACGCGAACAGGGGGACAAACAAAACAGAUCCUUUUGGUUUUGAAUCAAUUUCUGCGUUCUCGAGUAAGAAUACUCCGACUAAAAUUUUCGAUAAUAAUUUCUCUAAUACCUUUCCGCUCGUUAAAGCAAAAGCCGAAAAGAAUAAUGUAAGCGAUACGAGUAGCGCAAGCAAGUUCGAUGUCGAUUUUGGAAAAGCGUUUUCCAUUGAUAACAAAAACGUUCAGGAUAAUGAUUUUUCCCAAGCGUUUGCUAAUGUCAAGUCAAGAACGAUCAAUCUUGACGAAGCCUUUUCAACUAAAGACACAAAAACUAUCGCGAGGCACGAGUUAAAUAUAAUGCGCAUUUCAAAGUCUAAUAUCCCUUACAACGAUGACAAAUUUACGAACAAUUUCGGAAAGAUGUGGAGCGGUAAUAACAUAACUAAUUUAUCGGAGGAGGAGCAACUUGCAUGGGCAGAAAAGCAGAGUAUAAAAGCAGAAGAAGAGAGGCUCAGGCGUAAAGAGAAGGAAGACGCCGAACUAGCUCUCGCUCUCGAAUUAAGUAAACAGGGGAAAUCGGAAAAUGUUUAACCUUUAAUGAAUAAUAUUAUCUCUUUUUUUUUUAUUGAUAUUACCGUUAACUUGUUAAAUUGUAUGAAAAAGUUUUGUAUUUCAUAAUAAAUGACAUUGUGCAAGUUUACAUUAUUAUGCAUUAGCAUAAUCACGGUAUAGAAACGAAAUGUAGACACAAGUUAUCAGAUUGACAAUAAUAUCGAGUAUACAGAUAUUAAAGAAUAUACUCGAACGAAAAAAAGAAAUUAUCAUAAAUGUUAUUAUAUGUAAACAGAUGAUUUUCGAUUAAGUAUAACUUUGAAAUGUCACAUAUCUCUCAGUAUUUUUCAAAUUGUUUGGAAAAAUUUAUAAAAAGGAGGAAACUUAUUUUAUUUUUAUUUUUUUUUCUAUUGAUUAUAAUGAUCGACUAUUCGCACAUGACUAAACGUGAUCCGAGGGUGUUACACGGCUUUUCUGAGUUACAAUUAUAAAUGUACGAAUGAUAAUAAAAAUAAAUAUGAAAAGUU
Molecule: messenger RNA, 1429 nt
Organism: Acromyrmex echinatior (Panamanian leafcutter ant)
Lineage: Eukaryota; Metazoa; Arthropoda; Insecta; Hymenoptera; Formicidae
Gene: Eps-15
Product: Epidermal growth factor receptor pathway substrate 15
Biological process (GO): endosomal transport; endocytosis
Cellular component (GO): clathrin coat of coated pit; cytoplasm; plasma membrane
Molecular function (GO): calcium ion binding; cadherin binding
Source: RefSeq, a predicted model, not a curated record